Fusarium fujikuroi IMI 58289 is the source of this 2484-nucleotide messenger RNA. Its product is annotated as related to regulatory protein amdA. The transcript has 3 exons. The record is from RefSeq and is a predicted model, not a curated record. Lineage: Eukaryota; Fungi; Ascomycota; Sordariomycetes; Hypocreales; Nectriaceae. Gene Ontology annotation, molecular function: zinc ion binding; DNA-binding transcription factor activity, RNA polymerase II-specific; RNA polymerase II cis-regulatory region sequence-specific DNA binding. Gene Ontology annotation, biological process: regulation of transcription by RNA polymerase II; DNA-templated transcription. Gene Ontology annotation, cellular component: chromatin. Bases 1 to 2484 code for a protein of 827 amino acids.
AUGAAAGGCAGACCUCGGCUCCCUGUGCCUCUUUGCAGGUUCUGCAAUAAGGAGUUCAAGAGACAGGAACAUCUUGAAAGGCAUAUCCGUACACAUACUCGCGAAAGACCAUAUGGGUGUUCAUGCGGCCGAACAUUUACAAGACAAGAUCUACUAAAUCGUCACCGACGACUUUCUCAAUGCUCUACCAAUGGCUCAGGCAAACAAGCGGAAUCAAAUCUAGCGAUAUCACCCGACGGGGCUGUGACAACUUCACCCUCUAUCUCACAAGCUAGCGACGAGAACAAUCAUCACAGUAGCCAGCUGCAGUCUCAAGGAAACCCCUCUAAUUUAAUGUCUAUGUCAGUCUCUCCCCAGACCAUGUCUUCUCAACAAGACAUGAUGAGCCGAUUUUCAAUUCAUGACCGGCCUCUGGGUUAUCAAGCCCAGACACCAGGCCAUAUCUUUGAGCCACCAAAAGAUCCCAUCCGCAACAGCAAUUCAACCCCGGCUGGUGCUUUGGAUAGCCUUGACUUCAUGCAAUUCGAGUCGUUCAACGCGGAUAUGUUUCCUGAUGAGAUGGACAUGAUCAAUAGUUAUCUCGGGGAAGUUCUCCCCCCUGAAGACUCGCAUCAAGGAUUUACACCGGAUACGUCAAACUUUUUUACUCAAUCAUUUAUUCCAGAGCCAGUUCUUGCCCCUGCUCCCUCGAGUCAUUUACAGCUUGAGGCGCCUGGCCAUAUAGAAUUGAGCAACGCGCCAGCGUCGGCCCUACCUUUCUGCCAGAAACGGCAAGCCCAAGCAGCUCCAGUUCGAAAUAAGGUUGACCAGUUGCUUGAUACUACAGAAGAUAUUGUAGCAACAAACCCCUGGGCUGUAUCAGCUGCUGCUCAUGAAAGGCUUUCUAUAGAGUUCUCGAAGCACAGGUCAGAUAUCCCCCAGUCAUUUACACUUCCCAGCAGACAUGCGUUAUCUCGAUACAUCGCAAGCUGGAUACGAGGCUAUCAUCCACAUUUACCAUUCGUCCACCUUCCGACUACCAAUCUGGAAUCCAUGUCACCUAUACUUCUCUUGACGCUGGCAGCUACAGGAUCAUUCUAUGGAUUUGAGCACCCUCAGGGAUACACUAUGUACUUUGUGGCCAAGGCUAUGAUCAACCAUGAGCUAGAGGAGAGACGCCGUGUGUCAAAUCGCCAUAUUCUAAACGGUUUCCCCCGUUUUGCAGCUCUCCCUACAAGCUCCACAGAAGUCUACGAUCCGCCAACAAAUCACCCUGCGGUUUUAACGAAAUUUGAUAUUGAACUAUUACAAUCCUUGUUGAUUGCCGUAAUGACUAUGUCAUGGCUGGACGGACCACUUGCAGAGGAGGCACUUGCUAUGAGUAGCCAGUUGACCGCUCUCACCCGCGACAUUCCGAAACGUCUACCAGAGGAUCAUCCCAAUGAUACAUGGGAGAAUUGGGGCCGUGAUGAAGAGAGACGACGCACCUUACUCUCGGCAUACUUCACAUUAAAUAUCCAAACCAUCUGCUUUAAUGUACCGCCUCAGAUGACAGCAGCAGAGUUUAGCUUCGAGCUUCCUUGCUCUGAAGCUGAGUUCAACGCGCCAGACUCGGAAACAUGGAAUCGUGUGCGACGAAAGGUCGACCCACGCAAGCUCAACUUUCAGUCAUGCUUUAAGCAAUUACUAUCCGGAGAGCCACUCGCCAAGGAGGUCUCGGCAACUGAGUUUGGCAAUUAUAUGCUUAUCCAGAGUUUGCUGAUACAGAUCUACUUUGAGCGUCAAGUAUCGUCUGCCCUGUUGUCUCCAUCGCCAAGUCUGUCAGAGAGCGCCAUUGCGACUUAUGCUGCUGCACUCGGCGCCUGGCAAUCUUGCUGGGACUCUGCAAUCGAAUCUGCCCCCGAUCCGUCCUCUAGGAAUUCGCCGCUACCUUUCAACUCGACUGCUAUGCUCCGGCUAGCUCAUAUUCAUCUUGGCUUUGGCCUCUACAGUCAAUGCGAGUUGCUAUCUCGAGAUCCUAUCGUCAAAGCUCGAGUAUUCGAAUCGUAUCAGAAUCCAUUGCCCCUGCGUGCUCCGCACCUUGAUCAAGCUGUUCUACAUGCAAUCUACGCUUUGAGGAUACCUGUGAGAGUCGGCAUCGCAUUCGUGGCGCGCGGCCGUACAGGUCACUGGAGUGUCCAGCAUGCUAUCAGUCACUUUGGAUGCGCCCUUCUACUUACCCACUGGCUUGAAAAUAUUUAUCAGCUAGUUCUGUCGGAUGGUGCGUCAGCUCUCAGAGAGGAGGAAAAGCGCCUGCUGUCUAUGGUCGACCGUCUAGUUGAAGAAACUCAUCUAGAGGCCUCGCUUGGCCCCAAAUCCGACUUUCCUAGCAGGAUAAGACGCUUGGCUAUUGCAGCAGUGAAGCUUUGGGCAGAAACCUGCAAGGGUAUACAGGUCUAUGAGAUCGUACAUGUCGUUGGAGAAACACUUUCGCUAGUGGCAGAAUCACUAGAGAAGCAAAUCUAG